Messenger RNA from Anguilla rostrata (American eel), 8354 nucleotides. RefSeq lists its product as uncharacterized. Lineage: Eukaryota; Metazoa; Chordata; Actinopteri; Anguilliformes; Anguillidae. The coding region runs from base 1243 to 7779 and encodes 2178 amino acids. Gene Ontology annotation, molecular function: protein binding. The transcript is spliced from 8 exons. The record is from RefSeq and is a predicted model, not a curated record.
AGAGGUCUAGGCGCAGAGAGUUCAAAGUAGUAACGUUUGUGAAGCUAGCUACCCAGCUAACUUUCGCAUCUGGCUAACGUAUAUGGCACUGAAAUUGUUGUUGCUAGUUAUAAAUCGCGUUUAUAACUAACUUAUCGUAAGUAUUAUUUAUUAGCUAGUCUGAUUAUUUCAUUUCGUAAAUACAGAUUUUUCUUUUGGGUAACUUAACUUGGGUUAGUAUACUCAAGUAGCUAGCUAAAUUAAAUGGACCAUUCCGAUUUAGCCAGCUAUCGUGUAGCUGACGAUAUUUAGCAAGCAAGCUAGUUUAGCUGUCGUGCCGGUGCGUUUUGGUUGCUGGCUAUUUGUCUAUGCUAAUGGUUACGUGCUCAGCAGACCUGCUUGUUGGACAACUUUAUUUUUGUUUCUAAAAAUACUGGGGAAACCACCCAGGAAUUUGGUUUUAUUUUUCGAAUGUCACGGAAGAAACAAGCAGCACAGGCCCAGAAUGGAAACAAUGAGUCCCACGGAUAAACGGAUAAGGCACCAGAGAUGUCCGUGACAGUGGUUACCCUGCCGGUCUUAGGAACAAAUCGAAAGCGCUGAUACUGGAGGUCUGAACCCUGGCCCGGUACUGUGCGUGGUCUGCAUCCCUAGCAGGUGGAUGUGCAUGGGCCCUGGGUUGAAGCCUACAAACUCCUCACACUUAACAGAUUUCCUUCUUGAUAGUGAUACAACUUGAAUAGCUAGCAAGCUUGCUAAGAACUCCUAGGUGUAAUGUUCGCUGUCAGACUGAUUAACUUUAGCCGUCUAGCUAGCUGGCUAACCUUGUUCCAUCGGGGUUUGCAUCAUUCCGUGAGAAACUUCCAGGUAACUGGCGAUAUAUAAUAACUACCGCUGAUUUUGAUAUUACUUUAGCUAGCUAAACACAAGAAGGUGGCAUGUAGCUAGCGUACAGUGUGACUUCAUAUGCGAUAGCUAUCAUGCUAGUGAUGCAAUUAAGAAUAGCCAACUAGCUAUGAGCUAACUAGGGCGCUACGAAGAAACUGGUUACAUUAAACUGUAGGCUAUCUGUGAUUUUUGUGUGUGCGUUAAACCGCGUCAGUGACAUGACUUAUGAAUCUGAUGGAUUUUAACCAUAAACUUUAAAACGGACUAUGAGAGACUUCAUUCCUACUAACCUGGAAAAUAAAUGGGCUAGGGCGUUACUAAAAAAUACGUAGUUUGCGGGCGAAAUAGUUGCUCUGGUGUCACCAGUACCGCAGCAUGAAGGUACAAACUCAUGCAAGUGUUAGAAUUGAAACUUGUAACUCAAAUGCAUCUCUACAUGACGCAGUGGAGCGUAUUGAAAUGACAAAAACAUUAGACAAACACAAUUAUUUGCACAACCCUGAAUAUGCAUCCCGGGUUGAAGCGGAGACGGGGUCGCAACCCACUCCUCGCAUUUUCUCUUCAUCAACAUUUAUUAGGACUGAACUAAAUUGCACCCCUGAGGAGCUCAGCAAUGGGACAUUGACUGAACCGUUAAAAAACCCGGGCUGUGAGGAUGAGAGUCGGGAUGGAGAUGAUGUGCCUCAAAUAUCAAAGGAUUGCAAAUAUACCGCAAUCAGCGAGGACGAGGACCUCAGCUACGAGCUUCAGCAAGCCUAUAGAAUAUUUCAUGGAUUUCUCCUAGAAAAGCACAAGGCAAUCACAGCCCCGUUCAUGCAACCUAUGAACACAGAGGAUCACGUUGAUAGUGACCGUGUCCAGCCGCCAAUGUGGUUCAGGAGGAUUGAGGAGAAAUUCAUCAACAAGGAAUACGAGACUAUCACGGAGUUUGUGGCUGACUUCAGGCGGAUGCUAGAGAACUGUUACAGGAUUCAUGGCGUCGACCACUGGAUCUCCAAACAGGCUCAGAAAUUGGAGAUUAUGCUGGAACAGAAAUUGACAUUGCUGUCCAGAACCCUGAGAGAAAAAACGUCGCUGGCUGUCACCUCGAAGGGUCGCUUCGGGAUUGAAGAGGAAAAGGGGAUUGGAAGCACCUCCACGAGGCGACGCUCUAUGCCCCGCAACCUGUCCAAUUUAACAAUGGGCGCCAGUGAGUCCAUCAUGGUGCAGGCCCUAAGGCUGGAAGAGCAGCAGAGAGCCAAAGAGGAGAAGAGGCAGCGGGAACAGGAGAAGAAGGAGGCAGAGGAGGCGUCUGCUAAAGAGCUGGAGGAGUGGGAGCAGAGCCUGCUGGCCCAGGCCUCCCCGUGGUCCAUAGACACGCUGUGGGAACUGCCUGCAAUAGGCCACUUCCUGUGUCUGGCCCAGACGGCUCUCAACCUGCCCGAGAUCGUGUUCUUUGAGCUGGAGCGCUGCCUGCUCAUGCCCCGCUGCAGCACCUUCCUGGCUAAGGUCAUGACCUCCCUGCUCUGCCACCCCCAGAGACGGGCCACCCUGCACCGCCGCCCCACCCUCCCGUACCGACGCUGGGAAGCGGCUCUCCGGCAGAAGGUGCUGGGCUGGUACCGGGCGGUGGGACGGGCGGGGGACCCGGGGACCUGCGCCGAGCAGCUGGGCCUCUGCCCGCAGUUCUUCCGCAUCCUGGGGGAGGUCAGCCCCCUGGAGGAGAGACCCUUCCACCUGCUGCCGUUCAACAAGCGCAUCUGGCUGCUGAAGGGGCUGUGCGACUUUGUGUACGAGAACCAGAAGGAGGUGCAGGACGCGGUGCUGGGCCAGCCCAUCCACGAGUGCAGGGAGUCCAUCCUGGGCUAUGACGGGCGCGACAACGCGUACAUCCACUUCCCUCACUUCUGCGGGGCGGACCUGCGCAUCUACUGCCAGAGCCCGUGCUCUUCCCCCAACUUCCCCUUCCCGCCCAUCUGUGUACAGAGGCUGGAGUGGGAGGAGACGGACGGUGGAGAUGGGGAAUCCAAGGGUCACCGUGUUUCUACGGCAACAGGGCAGCAGGAAGUGAAAGAAGAGACUGACUAUUGCAGGGGUGUAGCUGAGGUGAAAGAGGACGAUUGUGACACCACAGGUGGCACAUUACACCGGUGGAGGCUGACUGAAGUCCUCGUGCAAGGCGGGGGAAAGGCUGCCUUUAAAACGGAGCUAGACCAGAAAGGGCAAAUCCACACCCACCAUCCCUGUAGGGAGGGGGACAACAAUCCCAGCACGAAAAAUUCAAAAGGAGGCUCUGUGGAGGCGCAAAACAACCCAGAAGUGAAGCAGGAAGGGUUUCUAGGGUGUGUGAAGAAGGAGUCCUGUGAACCAAGCCUACAGGGUAGAGAGGGACAAAAGAGCAGUAAGAGGACUUUUCCUGCUAAGUCAGAUGAGACAUGCGGUGUUGCGGUCUCGCUUCGCUCCAGAGAGGCAGAUGAAAUGAGUGCUAAGUCCCAGGACCCCUGCCCUGCGUGUGGCACCCACAUGAGCCCAAAGCAGGUACGCCAACACUGCUGCCAGAAGGAACCAGCACCCAAGACAGCCUUCACGGAGCACUCGCCACUCGAGCACUCACCGGCGACGAAGAUCAGCAGAUUGCGGACCAAGAAAAAGAAAAGAAAGAAAAAGAAAGUGAAGGAAGAGGGGACACAGGAGGAGCAGAGCAAACCAGGGGGGAAGCGGCACAACCUCGUCAAAGCUUUCAAGAACAACCUGAUGAAAGUAGCCACCACAGAAAAGAAAAAGGGCAAGAGGAAGAAGCGGAAGUUGGGCAAGAAGUUUGAGUCUAAAAAGGUUGCAGCAAAGAAGAGAAAAGCUGAUCCUAAACUCCCAGUUGAGCCUACUUUUCGGCUGGUGUGCACUAGUCUGGAGGAACUCAGGGAGCUGAUCGGCAAAACGGAGGACGAGCUGGAUGAGCUGGAAAGUACAAAGAAGAAAUCGGGGCGAUGGUACUUUAGAAGAGAAGCAGUGAAGGACCUGCACAUCACCCUCAUCAGACUGCUCAAUGAGCUCUCGCCCUGGGAACCCAAAUUGGUCAAGGCUUUCCAGAGGAACAGGGCACGUUUAAAAAAGGAUUAUGAUGAUUUCAAGAAGCAUCCCGACUACAACAACUUUGUCCGAGAGGAGUGGACUGGGGAGGAAGGGGAUGCAGUCUUGGGCAAAGACAGCCAUUCAUCAUCCACUGAUAACACCAGAGUGACUGAGGGAGAAGACAAACAGGACCAGACAGCUAAGAGGGACCCAACAGCAGAGGACACUAAGCAGCAAGGAAUGGAGACAAUGGGAAGGACCCGGGCAGCUAGACGUGAAGGUGUUGUCUCCGAUGAGCACAAACUACCUUUGAGGAACUCAAAAAGGCGACACAGUGCAAGUACAGAUGAAGAACUGACUCCCAUCAAGAAAAACAAGAAUAGCGGUGAGGAACAAACAGAUGAAACGGCGAAGGAGGUGAAUGCUGCUGCACAGAACCUUGCCACAGAAACCUCCAAGGUUACGACACCUACGGCUGUUUUCUACAAGGGCUCCACGCCCAUCCAGGCCUUGCUAGCCAAGAGUGUCGGGAACAAAGUGACCUUAAUCAGUCAGCCAGCGGCAGCUACGAUCAUGGCCAGCCAGGUGCAAAACAAGCCAGCUGUCUCCCUGCAAACAACCAAACAGUCAGCAAUCCCAGGACAGGCACUGCAACCAGCACCCACACCAAAGAGUCCUGCGCACACUACGCCUGGGGGCUUGGAUCUACUCAGGAAGAGCAGCACCAGUCCAGUGAAGAUUGCAGUUCAGCCAGUGCUGGAUCAGAAAACCGGGGAGAAAAUCUUGCAGCAAGUGGUCAUCCUACCUUCUAACCUGCUUAUCCAGCAGCAGAAGAUUCCUGUUCCUGUCUCCAAAGUAACCGUUCCACUGUCCAGCUCUUCUUGCUUCACUAGGGCAGAUGAUACUAACAAGAUUCCCAUACAACAGGUAGCUCCACUGACCGGGGCUUGUAGCAGAAGCCCAUCUACAACUACCAUUUCCCCUAGUUUGCCAACUUCUGUAACAUCCACUUACAUGGGUGCCUCCAUCUCCAAAACACUUAGCACUCAGAAUGUAGUUAAAACUAGAUCCCCUGUCACUAGUGGCACAUCAACAAAUUCUAGCAGUCCUCCCGACUCAAAGCAAGAGCUUAAGACUGUAUGCAUCAGGGACUCGCAGUCAAUCCUCGUCACCACGAGAGGGGGUAACACAGGGGUGGUCAAAGUUCAAACCUCUGACCAAAAUGUACCUGGCUCCUCACCUCCAAGCCCUGUCAUCACUAUUUCCCCACAAUUCCAAGCGUUCCUAGUUUCCAAGUCCUGUUCUCCUACAGCCUCUGCUCCGCCAGCCCUUCCCAGCACAGCUACAGCUGUGACGGCACAGACUUUCAGCAAAUCUGCAUCCUUUGUUAGCCCAUCCCAGGCUCCCUCUACUAUUUCCAUUCCAGUCAGUGCAAGUCAGGCAGGAGGGACUAUUGUGAGCUUUGCCUUAAGCCAGCCCUAUAAUGCCUAUAUUCCUUCUCCAUUAAUUGCAAACAAAUGUAACAAAACUGCCCAGCAUUCAGUUGUUACCAAUCCAACUUUGGCAGCAACUCCUCAAAGUAACGUCAGUGUCACAUCAUCCUGUGGUAAAAGUGGCAUGAUAAUCACUCCAGCAUCUUUGGUGCAGUAUGCCUCCAAACCCCCAGUUAAGCGGGCUCAAGCAGAUGAAAGGCUAGCCGAUAGGCCUCCCUUCCAGAAGGUCAUCCUUGUCUCUCCACCUUCAAGCAUAGCUACGUCUCUUGGAGCAUCCCAAGCUGUCCCCUGUACUGCUUCCCCUGCUGUCUCAGCCCCUAGGCUGAUGCUGAUAAGUCAAGCGCCUUCAUCUGGUGACCGCUCUGCAGUUAGCAUUCCAAAACCGACACUAUCCACUGACACCAAGUCAGCAUCCUUGACCCCGGCAUCUCAAGUCAUGGACAUGAAGGUUGGACUCAACCUUAGUCAAAUCAUCAGUAACAGUGCUACCAGCACCAUGCAGAAAGUCCAGACCAUCGGACUACUGCCAGAUUUGACAGCCCAGUUACCGACAGAGGCCUUGAACUCAGGCAAGCAAGUCCGCCUGCCUACAGCAGAAUUGGCAGCAAAAAGCUCAUGCAUAAAUGUACCCAGACCAGGACUUGCUGCAAAUGCAUCAGGCGGUCUGAUUCUUGUUCAGGCUACCAGUACACCCGCUGGCAUUAAUGUUUCACCCUCAGGAAAUGUAGGUCCAGCUAAUGUUAGUGAACGACCUGAUGGGAAAAUGCUUUCAAUCUCCUCUUUUAAAACUGGGCAUUUAGCAUCAACAUCUCUUCUAGCAGCUUCUUCACAGCAAAGUGUCUCAUUGUCUAGCACCUCCUUAGUUUCUGCUGUGAGUGAUACAAAAAUAAGACAAGCUGUGGGAAGUGCUCCAAAGGCUAUUGUGACUACUUCUGUUGGUGGUCUCGUCAACAAAGAUCUAGCUUUAAUGCACAUGCCUCCGGCUAGGUCUCCUGCUGCAGGUGCUGUUCUUGGUAAACCACGAUUUCCAGCGCCACUGACAAAAUCCUUCCCUUUUAAAAUGUCUCCUCUCAAAACCCCUCCUUCUACUCAAGCCCAGCCCUGCAACACCCCCACCAAAAUGAUCAGCACCCCAGUUUCUGCUCACCAACCUGGACUUCCUGAUGUCAGCCCCCCAAAUGAACCGGCCACUACUGUGCAACAGAGGAUUGUGAUCAACACCACCACCCCACUCGCUCCUGGAACCCACAUCAUAAUCAACAACACAAGGUUCAUCGUUCCUGCUCAAGGUCUUGGGCCUGGCAGCCAUGUUCUUCUCAUAUCAAGCCCAGUUGUAUCUCUCGCUUCGUCUCUAGGGGCAAACCCUCCAUCCACAGCUCAGAAGGGUAUAAUGUCAACUAGUGCACAAAUUCCUGCUGUCUUAGCAACUUCAAGCCCAAGGAAGACAACUCCAAGCACACUGCCCCUGCACAGCACCUGUGGGCCACCACCAACAUCUCUGACUGAAAGCCCUUCAUCUGCUGCUAACACUCCACAUAAGACAACUACUGUAGGGAGGAGUCCUGUGAAAAGUCCUCUAUUAAUUAGUAGCCCCACUUCAGUUGCACAGGCUUCACAGUUCGUAAGACCUACAUCCCCUGCCCAACAAGGCUUGUCGAGUCCCAUGAGAACUGGAGCACUGUCUGCUGAUGGGAAGGGUAUGCCGAUUGCGUCAUUGCAGACUGUGGGUAACCACAUGCAAAACUCUAUUGUAAUGGCUGUCCAGACAACAGGAGGUUCACAGACUAACACAGUACCAGCAAAUUUGCAUACAGGACUUGCAAACACAUUACCUAAAAUGCAGCUUAUAUCAUCGGUGCAACCACUGGGAAGUGUCAUUUCCAGAACACAGGCAUUUUCAACAGCCACUACACCUCCAAUAGGAAGCACGGUCUCCAGAAUGCAGUCUGUGCCUGUUGCGACUGUCCCACCUACUGGGAGUGUCUUCAGCUGGAGACAGGCCUCCCCCAUUGCAACUAUUCAACCAUCCAUGACUGGUGUUAUAAUGGCUCCAGGUCAACUAGCCAAGCCCAUGCAAUCGGAACCCAUCAACAUGCCACAAGCUUCAUCCAAUCCCUCGCCUGCUGCAAGCAAGCAGGUCGCUUCGUCUGUUGUACUGGCAAGCUCCUCAUCUAGUAAAAUCCUAGUGAGUCCAGACGGUGCUGUUUUGAAUGUCAUCAGAAGUUCUGCCCUCUCUGGUUUGCCAUCAGUGUCUAAGGCUUUGGCAACAGUGGUGGUUACGACCAGUUCCAAUACAGGCAGGGUACUGCCAACACUGAAGACUGAUUCCCUGUUGUCUACACAGGCAGAAAAAGGAGAGCCCAGUAACUGAAACAGAAGGCCAAUAUCCUUGAGACUUCUUCAGAUUCCAACCUUUUCCAUAACAGGAUUCUGUUCAGCGAAUAGAAUUAAAUACAAUUGUAUUUGGAAAUCAUUCUCCCGUUUUAGUUUUUUUUAUGGGGAGCGGGGAGUGGAGCAGCACACUGAAGCUUGACUGUUUUUUUUUUGACCUUCAGUAUCUUACAUGGCGGUACUCUUGGACAUUGGCAUGUAAGAAAUCCCAUGUAGCUUCUAACCCAUCAGUCUCUGGAACAGUUUGGUAAAACAUUCAACAUUUGUGUGAGAUUUAUUUAAUUGAUGUGUUUUCUAUUUCUUAAAGCAAAGAAUUUUAAUAUUCAGAAAGAGACAUUUUGGGGAGGGGGGCGGGGGGGGGUGCCUUGUCAGAAUUGAAGAUAACUCAAGUUACUUGGAGAGGAAACUUCUAAUGGCCAGUAUACAUAUCUUUAUGUACUUUGCUAGCUGGGUAGUGUUUUUUUCUAUUCAGUUUGUAUUUGAGAAGGUAGCUAAGCCAGGUAUGAAUGUUUUGUAGCAUUUUACAUUGACAUUAAACCAUUCUUUCAUGACUAA